AAGAUCCGGCCACUGUGGAGACACUACUACACGGGUACGCAAGGCCUCAUCUUCGUGGUGGACUGCGCAGACCGGGACCGCAUGGACGAAGCGAGACAAGAACUCCAUCGCAUCAUUAACGACAGGGAGAUGAGGGACGCUAUCAUCCUAGUGUUUGCCAAUAAGCAGGAUUUGCCUGAUGCUAUGAAGCCUCAUGAAAUCCAGGAGAAGCUAGGCCUAACCAGAAUCAGGGACCGCAACUGGUACGUCCAGCCAUGCUGCGCAACCACGGGUGACGGGCUGUAUGAGGGCCUUACGUGGCUCACCAGCAAUCACAAGUCAUGAUGCUUGGGCCGGGCUCCCAGCUCUUAGCUUCCAUAGUCAGCUCGGCAGACAGAGAUGGCUCCUCGGAUUGUGACGGAUGGACGGCCUACGAACUGAACUAGUGGUCAAGGGGGAAAAAAGGGGGGGAAGGGGUAGAGGUUCAAACUCAUUGAGGAUGACAGUGUGGUUUAGGAACUGGUGCCUCGCUAGAUUAGGCACAGGAAGGUGGCUGAAUGGCCCUGAUCAUGAGACCCAGUAAGGGCAUUGGCUUCCCUUGAUUGCAGUGGUGCCAGGCAUGUCAGGACCAAACAAGAGAAAAUUUUAGGCAUAAAAGUGUUGUUGAAAGUCCUGCAUGUCUGAAGCAGGAACUAAGUGUGUUGGACAUGCAAACAUAGGGUAUUUCUGGCCGUGAAAGUUGCAGCUCUCUCUCCUCAGCAGCUGCUGCUCCAAGGGAUGCCAUCUCCAGCUGUCAAGUGUGAAUAGGAGUAUCAUUAUAAAUAAACUAAAUAAUAUUUAA
Molecule: messenger RNA, 820 nt
Organism: Penaeus monodon (black tiger shrimp)
Lineage: Eukaryota; Metazoa; Arthropoda; Malacostraca; Decapoda; Penaeidae
Product: ADP-ribosylation factor 6
Biological process (GO): vesicle-mediated transport; intracellular protein transport
Cellular component (GO): cytoplasm
Molecular function (GO): GTPase activity; GTP binding
Source: RefSeq, a predicted model, not a curated record